AUGAAGCAGGAGUUGGAGGGGCAAGUGCCUCGAGAGAAGCAGCAUCGGUUGGAGGAGCAAGUGCAUUGGACGAAGCAGGAGUUAAGGCACCUGGGCUUUGAGAAUGGGCCUGCUGAGAAUGGGCCUGCUGAGAAUGGGCCUGCUGAGAAUGGGCCUGCUGAGAAUGGGCCUGCUGAGAAUGGGUCUGCUGAGAAGCGGCUUUUUGAGAAGCGGCUUUUUGAGAAGCAGCUUUCUGAAGAUGAGCCUUUCGAGAAGCAGCCUUUUGAUAAGCAGAGGCUCUUUUCAUUCGCCUCGCGUGCAGCUCAAUGA
Penicillium chermesinum is the source of this 309-nucleotide messenger RNA. RefSeq lists its product as uncharacterized. The record is from RefSeq and is a predicted model, not a curated record. The transcript has a single exon. The coding region runs from base 1 to 309 and encodes 102 amino acids. Lineage: Eukaryota; Fungi; Ascomycota; Eurotiomycetes; Eurotiales; Aspergillaceae.